Brachypodium distachyon (stiff brome) is the source of this 966-nucleotide messenger RNA. Its product is annotated as MFP1 attachment factor 1. The transcript has a single exon. NCBI's taxonomy places the organism in Eukaryota, Viridiplantae, Streptophyta, Magnoliopsida, Poales, Poaceae. Bases 244 to 669 code for a protein of 141 amino acids. Gene Ontology annotation, biological process: lateral root development; mitotic cell cycle. The record is from RefSeq and is a predicted model, not a curated record.
UCUCCACGAAAAACUCUCUCUCGCUCUUUUCCUUUUCCUCGCCACCACUCCGGCUCUCUCCCCCUUCCGUUUCUUGACGCCACGGCAACCCCCUCGAACAAACCAUCAAUUACAAAGACGCACCACCGCACUCGAUCGCCACCGCCUUUAAAAUCUCCCACACCGAGAGAACCGAUCGAACGGCCUGCCUGCCUACCUACCUUUACCUAGGGUUUUGAGUCUUAGCCUAGAAGGUUCCGCGGCAUGUCCACCGACGAGCACCCCGCCGCCGCCACCGCCGGGGACGACAUGCCCGCCUCGUUCUCGUUCAGCAUCUGGCCGCCGACGCAGCGGACGCGGGACGCCGUGGUGCGCCGCCUGGUGGACACCCUCGCGGGCGACACCAUCCUCUGCAAGCGCUACGGCGCCGUGCCGGCCGCCGACGCCGACCCCGCGGCGCGCGCCAUCGAGGCCGAGGCCUUCGACGCCGCCGCCGUCACCGGCGGGGCCGCCGCCUCCGUCGAGGAAGGCAUCGAGGCCCUGCAGCUCUACUCCAAGGAGGUCAGCCGCCGCCUCCUUGAUUUCGUCAAGUCCCGCUCGGCCGCCGCCAAGGCCGCCCCGCCGUCCGAGGAGGAGGCAGCGCCCAAGGCUGCCGAGGGCGAGGCCGUCGAGCCGCCGACAGAGGAUUGAACCUCGGGAUCGGAUGAGGAUAUUCAUUUCGUUUAUCCUUGAGAUAAAGUCGCAUUUAGAGUUCGUGUGGCGUUGGCCUGCUUGGGAUGAGUUGCCCGUAGGUGUUUGCGUAUCUAUGAUGAUAUUGUUCUUUGAGUAGCUGCUGGUUCUCUUGUUUCUAGAUUCUACAGUCUGUGCUUUCCGUCUGUAUCUCUGAGCAAGGAUUAUCUUCACUCUGUUGUGGCAAUGAUCAAGUUUGACCAAAUUGUUUGCCCAAGCCUUUCAGAUUAAUAUUAUCAUCCAAUUAUCUAGCAGAAA